Messenger RNA from Naegleria gruberi, 1095 nucleotides. RefSeq lists its product as uncharacterized. The transcript has a single exon. The coding region runs from base 1 to 1095 and encodes 364 amino acids. NCBI's taxonomy places the organism in Eukaryota, Heterolobosea, Eutetramitea, Acrasida, Naegleriidae. The record is from RefSeq and is a predicted model, not a curated record.
AUGGCUACACAUGCACAAUCAUCAACAGUAACAUUACUUAGUAAAGGAACAAGCAACAAUUCUUCAUCAUCAACAUAUUCAACAAGAGAUGUGUUCAAAGUAUUGAAAGAUAAAAAGCAAUAUUUGAAAGACACAUCAAAUGCAUUGAAGGAAAUUAACAUUUUAUUGGAUGCAUUUGAAGUGAGUGGAAAGAAAUCAUCUUUGUUUAAAUCUUACACAUCUGAUAAAUCAACAACAAGAAAUGAAUUGAAUGAAUUGAAAUCUAUUUUGGAAAUUGAAAUUGAAAAUCUUGAACUAUUAUAUCAAACAAGACCAUUACAUGAAAGACAUGAAUCUAAAUCUAAAGAAAACCAAAAGAAUAAACUCAAAGAUAACAAACAGCUCAAAUCUGAAUCCUCGCAGGAACUGGAAACAAAGAUGAAAGAAGAACAAGAGAAGAAACUCAAAUAUCAAAAGAAAUUGAAAGAAGAACAAGAAAAGAAGAAUAAGGAAGAACAAGUAAAGAAAGAACUCGAAUCCAAAAUAAGUGGAUUGAAAGAUUCAACACUAUUAUCUCAAAAACAAUCAGAAAGAUUAGCAACAGAAAUAUUGAAUGGCAUUCCAACACCAAAUGGACUCAAAUUAAUAUUUAAGGCAUCAAGAGAUGGUUUCUCAGCUCAAGCAUUCCAUUCGAAAUGUGAUAACAAAGGUUCAACCGUUGUAAUUGUCAAGGCAAAAACAGGUGCUGUAUUUGGAGGUUAUACAAGUAUUUCAUGGACCUCAACUACUGGAGCAUUCUUUCCAGACAAAUCAGCAUUUCUAUUUAGUUUAGUUUCAGCUGACAAAGUUGAAAGAUUUACAAAAUUGACUCAACAAUAUGGAUAUUACUUCAAGAUUGGAGACAACUCUUCUCAAUACUCAAUUUAUCACAAUCCUCAAUAUGGACCAGCAUUUGGAGCAGGACAUGAUUUACAUAUUGCAGAUAAUUACAAUUAUGCUAAUCUAGGUCACAGCUAUGGUGAUGGAAUAUUGACACCAGGUUCAACCGCACAAUCAUACUUGACAGGAUCACAAUAUUUCCAAAUUGAAGAUUAUGAAGUUUUUUCUCUUCAAUAA